CAGUCGCUGAGAUUUCACUGAGCGUGAUGGAUCCAGAGAAGAAGAAUAGCGCCAUUCUGAGGGAAGGAUUCCUGGUGAAGAGGGGUCAUUUUGUUCACAACUGGAAGGCACGCUGGUUCGUGUUGAUGCCGGACAAGCUGCAGUAUUACAAAUAUGAAGGAAGUAAAAGAGACUCGUGUCAGCGAGGAAAGAUCCUGCUCAAGGACUGUGUGUUGACUUGUCCUUAUCUGGAGUAUGAAAACCGACCGUUGGUACUGAAGCUGAGAACGACCAAUCGGGUGGAUCAUUUUCUGGAGGCUUGUUCCAGAGAGGAGCGAGACGAGUGGGCAGCUGACAUCACUGCUGCUGUGGACAGGCUGCGAGCGGCUGGUGGUGGGAACAUGAAGAGCGAGCAGAAACCAGCUGUGUCACAGUUACACAACAUAGACCUCAGCAAAGUGCUGGACUCCAUGUAUGACGUCCACAGUGGCAUCAAGAUGAGCAGCCAUGUGGAGCAGGGCUGCACGUACAGCAACUGCUUCUCAGGUUCAUCUGUGGUGGACUGGCUGGUCUUCAUGCAGCUGGCUCUGACCCGUGUAGAGGCCGUGACUCUGGCCACUGCCCUGCUGGAGGAGGGUUUCCUGCGGACUGUGGGUCAGAAGAGUGUGGAGGCCCUGCGCACCGCCGGCCUCACCGAGCAGUUCAUGGACGACUCCACUGCACUGUACAGCUUUUCUGACAGUUUGACAAAAAGAGGCAGCGUGAAGGCCGAGACGUCGCUGUCCGCAGUGGAGCUGAGUGGACAAGUCGUAAAGACGGGAUAUCUGCUGAAACAGGGACACCGACGCAAGAACUGGAAGGUGCGGCUGUUUGUGCUGCGUUCAGAGCCUGAUUUCCUUCACUACUAUGAUCCCACAAGAGAUGACCUCAACCCUGUGGGCGGGUUCUCACUGCGCGGCUGUCUGGUGUCGUCUCUGGGCGAUAACGGAGUUCCCUCAGGUGUGAAAGGCAACAUUCAAGGAAACCUGUUUAAGAUCAUCACUCAGUCUGACACACAUUAUUUCAUCCAGGCGCCGAGUCACCAGGAGAAGAUGGAAUGGAUCGAAGCGAUCAGCAAGCAGACGUUAAUCAGCAGAUGAAAAUGAAAAUACCUGAAUUUACACAUUCUGUGAAUGUCCUGCAGCAAGAAAAACAGAUUUUCUAUUUUUUUUUUAAUCCCCAAAAAGUUGGAAACGACAAAUGGGUUUUAGCCUGACUAUAUUUAAUUUCACAAUGUGUAUAUAGAAGUUUUUAAUUUUUAUUUUUUAACAACUGUAGCAUUUCUCCAGUGUAAAGUUCAUUUAGUCAAAAAAUGAAAAACAUUUUGUUGUUGACUAAUUUGUAUUACAAAUCCACACCAUUUAUUCUGUGAUUUAUCAGUAAUUAAUAACUUAAUAAAAUAUAAUACUUUCUUUGGUAUUGAAUAAGUGAUUCCCAUCUUUUCUCACUUGUAAAGACCCCAAAAAACGUAAAACUCAUUAUGGUACAGAACUUUGUCUUUGUUUUUUGUUUUUUUUCUUCUUAGAUACACUAAUUAUUAUCUCAGCUUUUUGCUGUAUGGGAAGCUUUGUCUCAUAAAGGGCAAGUGGAAAAGAUUAAACUGAUUUAAGUGAGUUAAUCCAAAUUAUCCACCAGUUUUCCUUAAGCUCCAAAUUAAAUAUUAGGAUUUUUUUUUUAAGUACAGAUUUCCAUUAUAGUUUCAUACUUUGGCUCCUAUUAUGAAAAAUGUUUUCAACUCAUUGAUGUGGUCUGAAUGUCUUAGAUUUUACAUCCUGUUUGGAAUAUUCCUGUUAUAUUU
This is a messenger RNA of Solea solea (common sole), 1816 nucleotides long. RefSeq names its product pleckstrin 2 (gene plek2). Gene Ontology annotation, cellular component: plasma membrane. NCBI's taxonomy places the organism in Eukaryota, Metazoa, Chordata, Actinopteri, Pleuronectiformes, Soleidae. The coding region runs from base 27 to 1118 and encodes 363 amino acids. The transcript has 9 exons. The record is from RefSeq and is a predicted model, not a curated record. Gene Ontology annotation, biological process: intracellular signal transduction; actin cytoskeleton organization.